AUGGCUCAAACUUCUAUGUCUCAAAUCUUUGCUUCCCUUGUCGUGGCCCGUGCCGUGGGUUUUAACCUUCGGUUAGAUCUGGUCCGUCUCCUUCCCUCUCCUCUCCUGGGUUCCUGCGAAGCGACGAUGACUGGUGGGAGAACCUUUAUGAGCUCAGGUUUGAAGAUUGGCGGGUUUGUUAGCUCAGCUCUCCGGCCCCGGUCACUGUCUUCACCGGCGUUUCUCUGGCUCUCUUCACCGUCUUCAAUGUCCUCCCCUCUACUCCGUCAAGGCUUCUCAUAUGCUGCUGCUCCGAUGACGGCAACCCUUGAUGUUACUGUUCUCGAAACAUGUCAAAUUUCCGUCGGCUACCCCGGCGAGAUACCUCCGGACCUCCUUGGUCUUGGUAAUCUACGAUCCUCUCUUCCGGUUUCUAUGGAUUCCGGCGAGCUUUCUCCAGGUGUAGCCCUCAGAUUCGGGCAAUCGGACCAGUCGCCGGUAACGUCUCUAGAUCCGAGCUCCGGUGACUGCUCCUCCAUUCAAAUCUCGGGUUGCUGUUCUUCAACUACCCCGUCGUGGCUCGCCGACCAGCUAACACGGCGGCUCAUCCCUAGCCUACCCAGCCCCCGAAAACCCUUCAGAUUUAUCCCUUGGUGGAGGCUCCAUCUAGUCCUACUCCUCGCCGGCGAAAGGACAACGGGGCAAUAUGUUCCCGUCGAUUUCAUGAUUAUCUUAGCCCGGUGUUGUACUUGUUUGGGUGCGACCUAUAGCUUUCCCGUAACGAGCUUGUUUAAACUCGGUUACGUCUAUAUAAGAUCCUCCGUCAAGGAGAGAUUUAUCACAACCACUUCUUUCGAGUGUGUUCACAAAAGCUCAGCCUUUAAGGCAGCUAUUGAUGUUCUUUUGCCGGUAAUGGCAGAAGAAUUGGAGAUCGAUUUGCUUGCAAUCGAUUCUGAAGCCCUUUUUAAGAAUCUUCCGGUUUUGGUCUACGAUUCAAACCGUUUAACCUAUCUUCUGAAGCCUAUCUUGACGCAUCCGAGAAUUCUUUUGGAUUCAGUGUCUUUUAGCUUUAUGUUUAUCCUCUUCUAUGUGUGUAUUGCUUUCAAUCGAUGUAUUAUGCAGUGA
This is a messenger RNA of Arabis nemorensis, 1104 nucleotides long. The record is from the annotation of a GenBank genome assembly. NCBI's taxonomy places the organism in Eukaryota, Viridiplantae, Streptophyta, Magnoliopsida, Brassicales, Brassicaceae.